CAACUCACACAUCACUCACAUGUCUACUACUCACUCUGCUAACCCCUGCCGAGCCCUGCCCCAAUUUCAUUCUUCCUCUGGAAACAGGGGAAGAGGAAGAGGCGGAAUCUAAACCAAAAGAAUCAUUAAUGGGAGGAGCUUCCGAGGACGUUCUGCCCUGGCUCAAAUCACUGCCGGUGGCGCCGGAGUACCGCCCCACCGUCGCCGAGUUCCAAGAUCCAAUCGCCUACAUAUUCAAGAUCGAGAAGGAAGCUUCCAAGUACGGCAUCUGCAAAAUCAUCCCUCCCUUCCCGCCUUCCCCAAAGAAAACCGCCAUCGCCAACCUCAACCACUCGCUCGCCGCCGUCGCCGGCUCCACAUUCACCACGCGCCAGCAGCAGAUCGGCUUCUGCCCCCGCCGUCCGCGCCCCGUCCAGCGUCCAGUCUGGCAGAGCGGCGACCACUACACCUUCCACCAGUUCGAGUCCAAGGCCAAGUCCUUCGAGAAAACGUACCUCAAACGCCACGCCAAGAAGGGCUCGGGCUCAGCCUCGGCCUCAGCCUCGGGCUCCGGCCUCGGCCUCAGCCCGCUCGAGACGGAAACGCUCUUCUGGAAGGCCACGCUGGACAAACCCUUCUCCGUCGAGUACGCCAACGACAUGCCGGGCUCCGCGUUUUCCCCCAAAUGCCGCGACGCAGGGGAUCCCAGCUCCCUCGCGGACACUCCCUGGAACAUGCGCGCCGUUUCUAGGGCCAACGGCUCGCUCUUGCGCUUCAUGAAGGAGGAGAUUCCCGGCGUCACUUCCCCCAUGGUCUACGUCGCCAUGCUCUUCAGCUGGUUCGCCUGGCACGUCGAGGACCACGACUUGCACAGUUUGAACUACCUCCACAUGGGCGCCGGCAAGACCUGGUACGGCGUCCCGCGCGACGCCGCCGUCGCUUUCGAGGAAGUCGUUAGGGUUCACGGCUACGGCGGCGAGAUUAACCCGCUCGUUACUUUUGCUAUUCUUGGUGAGAAAACCACAGUGAUGUCGCCUGAAGUAUUUAUUAGUGCAGGUGUUCCAUGCUGCAGGCUAGUACAAAAUGCUGGGGAAUUUGUUGUGACGUUUCCAAGAGCCUAUCACACAGGGUUUAGUCAUGGCUUUAAUUGUGGAGAGGCAGCAAACAUUGCAACACCUGAGUGGUUGAGGGUUGCUAAAGAUGCUGCAAUUCGGAGGGCUUCACUAAAUUAUCCUCCCAUGGUUUCACAUUUCCAGUUACUUUAUGACCUUGCCUUAGCAUUGUGUUCUAGAAUUCCAGCGGGCAUCAGUGCUGAACCUCGUAGUUCUCGUCUUAAAGAUAAGAAGAAGGGUGAAGGAGAAACAGUAAUUAAAGAACUAUUUGUCCAAGAUGUGUUACAGAACAAUGAUCUGCUUCAUAUACUUGGGAAAGGAUCUCCUGUAGUAUUUCUUCCUCGUAGCUCAGUUGACAUUUCUGUUUGCUCAAAAUUACGUGUUGGAUCCCAGCAAUCCAUCAAUGUAAGCAAUUCUGAGGGAAUGCAUUCCUCAAAAGGUUUUGUUUCUGAUGAUCUGGUAUUCAACAGGAGUCAUGGAAUCAAGCAAGAAAAAAGUUUCUAUUCUGUGAGAGACAAGUUUACUACAUUGUAUGAAAGGAACAGGAUUUCCUCUUUUGAUGCAAAUGGUAAUGUAAGCACUUCCAGUUCUAAGCCAAUUCAAAGAGACAAUGAAAGAGAAACUAGCCAAGGAGAAGGAUUAUCAGAUCAGAGACUGUUUUCUUGUGUCACGUGUGGAAUAUUAAGCUUUUCCUGUGUUGCUAUUGUACAGCCUAGAGAACCAGCAGCUAGAUAUCUAAUGUCAGCUGAUUGCAGCUUCUUUAAUGAUUGGGUUGUUGGCUCUGGAGUAUCAAGCAAUAAAUUUACUAUUGCCCAUGACAGAGCAACUAUUCCUGAGCCAAAUAUGUAUACAGGAUGGAUGAAAAAGAAUGUCCAAGAUGGUAUACAUGAUGUUCCUGUUCAAUCUUCUCGGGAGGCUUUAAACACUAAAAGUGAAAAUGGCAAUACAGCUCUUGCAUUAUUGGCUUCGGCAUAUGGAAAUUCUUCUGACUCUGAGGAAGAUCAGAUUGCAAUUGACGGUCAUGAAUCAAAUGUGAUAAACCCUGCUUCUGAAAGUUUACUUUCUCAUACUCAAGAUACUCAAGAUUCCCAUGCUAGUCCCAUGACUGUACUAGAUAGGAGAGAUGAUAUUCCUUCAAAGAGUGCUGAUUAUGAGGAUUUUAUGCAUCGUAGAUUUGAGUGUAAUUUGAGUCAUCAGUCCUUAGACCACUCGCUUAAGAAACAGGAUUAUAAUAUCACAUCAGGGGUUACAUUUGAAAAUUCAAGGACGGUUCCUAAUUCCACCUCUAAUUGUUCCCAAGAUGCUCAUGAUGCUGAAAGGUCGUUGUCUAACAAGCCUAUGAUUCCCUUUGAUAAUAAAAAUGCUUCAAUGGUGCUACAAUCCGAUGAAGACUCAUCCAGAAUGCAUGUUUUUUGUCUAGAGCAUGCUAUAGAAGCAGAGCAGCAACUUCGUCCAAUAGGUGGAGCCCACAUAUUGCUCCUUUGUCAUCCAGAUUAUCCCAAGAUAGAGGCUGAAGCAAAAUUGGUGGCAGAAGAUUUGGGGAUUGAUUACAUGUGGAAGGAUACUGCAUACAGGCAUGCUUCCAAGGAGGAUGAGGAGACGAUCCAAUCGGCUUUGGAUAGUGAGGAAGCUAUUCCUGGGAAUGGUGACUGGGCUGUAAAGCUAGGAAUCAAUCUCUUUUAUAGUGCAAAUCUGUGCCGCUCUCCUCUUUAUAGUAAGCAGAUGCCUUACAAUUCUGUUAUAUACUAUGCAUUUGGUUGUAGCUCUCCAGCAAGCUCACCUGUAGAGCCAAAGGUCUACCAAAGAAGGGUCAACAAGCAGAAAAAGGUUGUUGCUGGGAAAUGGUGUGGUAAAGUUUGGAUGUCCAAUCAGGUACAUCCCCUUUUAGCAAAAAGAGAUUCUGAAGAUGUUGAGGAUGAGAAACUCAUACUUGGGUGGAUAUUAUCUGAUGAGAAAAUUGAGAGAUCAGAAAGUACCCCCAAAAGUGAAACUACUAGCAGAAAAUCAGGUAAGAAAAGGAAAAUGACUGCAGAGAAUGGACGAACCAGAAAAGGUACUAAUGUUAAGAAAAAUGUAGUUUCAGAUAAUUCCACUGAAGAUAAACCCAACUCACAGCCAAGGAGGAUUCUUAGAAGUAAGAAGAAAGCCAGGCAUGUUGACAGAGACGGUGCUGCUUUGAAAGGGGAUUAUUCUCCUCCAUAUCAUCAUAGAAAACCUAUAAGCAAGCGAACAAACUGCACUGAAAGUGAUGCGGUUUCUGAUGAUUCGCUUGAUGAUGAUGAUGAUUACAUGCAGCAUAGGAGGAAUGUUAAUGUUGAAAAAGCUAAAUUUAUUGACAAUGAUGUGGUUUCAAAUGAUUCAGUGGACUGUGAUUCUGACUGGCAGCAGAGGGCAGAACUAAGCAGCAAGCAAGUUGAAGAUACAGAGAGAGAUGAUAUUUCAGAGGAUUCUUUGGAUGUUGUUUCUCUUCAGCUGCAAAGGAAGACUUCCAAAGGCAAGCAUGCUAAAUACAUUAGCGAAGAAGAUAUAAUUUCUGAUGACCAAAUGGAGAGUCAUUUUCAAAAGCGGCAAAGGAGAAUUCCUAAAAGCAGGCAAGGCAGAUACAUUACUGGAAAAGAUAUCACAUCUGAUGACCAACUAGAGCUGAAAGUGCAGAAGCAGCAACGAAGGAAUCCUAAAAGCAGGCAAGCCAAAUACCUCAAUGGAGAGGAUAUUGCAUCAGACGACCAAUUGGAGGGCCAUUUUCGUAAGUAUCAAAGAAGGACUCCUAAGGGCAGGCAGGCCAAAUGUGGGGCAGGGGAAGAUGACAUGUCUGAUGACCAAUUGGAGGAUCAUUGUCUGAAGCAGCAAACAAGUUUCUCUAGGAAAAGGCAAAACAAAGGCAUUGAUAGAGAAGUUAAAAAUGAAAUAUCUGAUGACCAAUUGGAGGAUCAUUUUCAGAAGCAGCAGAGAAGAUUUCCUAAGAGCAAGCAAAACAAACACACUGAUAAAGAAGUUUUGGAUGACUUGGCUGAAAAUAAUUCUCAUCUGCUGCAUAGAACUCCUAAAAAGAAGCAAGCUAAAUGCAUGGACGAAGAUGAUAUGAAUUCUGAUGAUGAAAUGGAAGAUGAUCAGCAGUUGAGGAGAACUCUUCGUAGUAAACAAUCGAAACCAAAGACACUUCAACAGAUGAAGCAAGCUAAUACCCUCCAAGUGAAAAAUCAGGCAUCUCGGCCCUUAAAACGGGGUUCUCGGAUACUUAUGAAAUCAAAGACUCCUCAGCAAACAAAACAGUCUUCUCAUUUGCGGAAUAAGCAAUCGAGCAACUCUCAGGAGUUUAGUUUACAUAUGGAAGAGGAGGAAGAAGGUGGACCGAGCACACGCCUUAGGAAGAGAGCCACAAAAGGUCAGGAAUCUGAAGGAAAAUUGAAAGGCAAGCAAACAAAAAGGAAGAAGGUGAAGAAUGCUACAGCUGCAAAGGUUUCGGUUGGCCAUGCCAAAAUGAAGGAUGGGGAGCCAGAAUAUCAGUGUGAUAUUGAUGGGUGCACUAUGAGUUUUGGGUCGAAACAGGAGCUGCUGCAUCACAAGAGAAAUAUCUGCCCUGUAAAAGGGUGUGGGAAGAAGUUUUUCUCACACAAGUAUCUGGUGCAGCACCGUCGAGUUCACGAGGAUGAGCGUCCCUUGAAGUGCCCUUGGAAGGGAUGCAAGAUGACUUUCAAGUGGGCGUGGGCUCGUACUGAGCACAUUCGAGUCCACACUGGUGAACGGCCUUAUGUGUGUGCUGAACCAGGUUGUGGACAAACAUUCAGAUUUGUGUCUGAUUUCAGUCGUCAUAAGCGAAAGACUGGUCAUUCAGCAAAGAAGAGUCGUCAAUAGCAAGUGGAAGAAUAGACGUUUAAUUGUUAUUUAACAUGACUUUUUAUGAAUUUAUGAAUCCAUUUCUCAAUUGACCCGGCUAGGACUAGGGUGUAGUAACAGUUUAGGAUGUCCCUGCAAUUGCCAUUUGUAAGUUAAUUACUUAAUUCUGUUUUCCUUUUGGGUCUUCAACCCAUUUGUUUAUUACAAUUAAAGCAAUUGCUUGGAUCUAGAAACAUGAUUCUCAUCCAGUUUAUAUCACAUGCCGCAAAUGUUGUUUUAUUGCAAUGCAAUUCCCUGGUGGUUGGUACGAAA
Cajanus cajan (pigeon pea) is the source of this 5240-nucleotide messenger RNA. RefSeq names its product relative of early flowering 6 (gene REF6). Gene Ontology annotation, biological process: chromatin remodeling; regulation of gene expression. Gene Ontology annotation, molecular function: histone H3K4me/H3K4me2/H3K4me3 demethylase activity. NCBI's taxonomy places the organism in Eukaryota, Viridiplantae, Streptophyta, Magnoliopsida, Fabales, Fabaceae. Gene Ontology annotation, cellular component: nucleus; chromatin. The record is from RefSeq and is a predicted model, not a curated record.